AUGUGGUUCAGAUUGAUCCCACGGCGCCUGGAUUGGCAGGGCAAGGAGCACCGCAGAAGCUUUGAGGAUCUGGUGGCAGCCAACGCUCACAUUCCUCCAGAUUACCUUCUCAAAAUCUGUGAGCGGCUUGGACCGCUCUUGGACAAGGAGAUUCCGCAGAGCGUACUUGGGGUGCAGACCUUACUGGGUGUAGGACGUCAGUCCUUGCUGAGGGCAGCCAAAGAUUGUAGGCACACAGCAUGGAAGGGAUCGGCGUUUGCUGCGCUCCACAGAGGCAGGCCUCCCGAACUACCUGUAAACUAUGGGAAGCCACCAAAUGUGGUAAAUAUAAUCUGUGCCAGGCCAUUAACAGGAUAUGGACGUUUCAGCCAUUUGUUCCCAUCCUCCUUCUAUCAGCACAUCAAGAUGCACAAGAGGAUUCUGGGGCAUUUAUCCUCUGUAUAUUGUGUAGCAUUUGAUCGCAGUGGGAGACGAAUUUUCACAGGCUCAGAUGAUUGCUUGGUGAAAAUUUGGGCUACAGAUAACGGACGUUUGCUCGCGACUCUCCGAGGACAUUCGGCUGAAAUUUCCGACAUGGCUGUUAGUUAUGAGAACACCCUCCUUGCUGCAGGGAGCUGCGACAAGGUAGUCAGAGUCUGGUGUCUUCGGACUUGUGCACCCGUGGCCGUGCUGCUGGGCCACUCGGCUUCCAUUACUUCCAUACAGUUUUCGCCAGCAAGAAAAGGAACAACUCGAUACCUCACCUCUACAGGUGCUGAUGGGACGAUCUGCUUCUGGCAGUGGCAUUUAAAUACAAUGAAAUUUAAGGAUCGGCCCAUCAAAUUUGCUGAGAGGUCAAGACCUGGUGUUCAGAUAUCAUGUUCAUCUUUCAGCUCUGGUGGCAUGUUCAUUGCAACAGGAAGCACUGACCAUGUGAUUAGAAUAUAUUACUUGGGCUCUGAAUCGCCAGAGAAAAUAGCUCAGUUGGAAUCUCAUACGGACAAAGUCGUUGCGGUUCAGUUCUGCAACAAUGGAGACAGAUUAAGGUUUGUCAGCGGAAGCAGAGACGGAACGGCUAGAAUAUGGCAGUACCAGCAGCAAGAAUGGAAGAAUGUUGUGUUAGAUAUGUCUACCAAGAUAACUGGGAACUGCCUACCGUCUGGAGAGGACAAAGUGUCCAAGCUCAAAGUAACCAUGGUGGCGUGGGAUCGAUACGAUACUACCGUGAUCACGGCGGUGAACAACUUUCUCUUGAAAGUGUGGAACUCUUCCACAGGGCAGCUUCUUCACAAUUUAUCUGGGCAUGACGACGAGGUGUUUGUUUUGGAAGCCCACCCGUUUGACCAAAGGAUUAUGCUUUCUGCAGGCCACGAUGGGAACAUUUUCAUUUGGGACCUUGAGAAAGGGGCAAAAAUCCGGAACUACUUCAACAUGAUUGAGGGCCAAGGCCACGGUGCCGUAUUUGACUGCAAAUUCUCUCCCGAUGGUCAGCAUUUUGCCUGUACGGAUUCACACGGACACCUCCUGUUGUUCGGCUUUGGGUGCAAUAAAUCUUACGAAAGGAUUCCGGACCAGAUGUUCUUCCACACCGACUACCGCCCCCUCAUCCGCGAUGCCAAUAACUAUGUGCUCGAUGAACAAACGCAACAGGCCCCCCAUCUCAUGCCUCCCCCUUUCUUAGUAGACGUGGAUGGAAAUCCUCACCCCACAAGAUAUCAAAGACUGGUGCCAGGAAGGGAAAACUGUAAAGACGAACAGCUCAUUCCUCAGCUGGGAUAUGUGGCCAACGGCGACGGAGAGGUUGUGGAGCAAGUGAUUGGGCAGCAAACCAACGAGCAGGAGGAGAGUAUCCUUGAUGGGAUGAUUCGGGAACUGCAACGAGAGCAAGAUCUGCGGAGACAGAAUGAAGGCGGGGCUCGUCCAAACCCCCUGCAGAACAGACUGCAAUCUGUUAACAUAGCCUUGAGGAGCCCGAGCUUGGAAAUCGCUUCCCCUCCCAACGUCGGGCUCAGACGCAGCGGUCAGAUCGAAGGCGUCCGGCAGAUGCAUCACAACGCCCCCAGGAGCCAGAUGGCCACCGAGAGAGAUCUCAUGGCGUGGAGCAGGAGAGUGGUCGUAAAUGAGCUGCAUCCUGGUAUUAGCAGAGUUCAGGAAGAGUGCCGGGCUGCCAAAGGUGACUUAGAAAUUCAUCUGUACACUGUUGAAAAGAAAAGAAAACCUUCCCAUACUUUACAAAGGGAAGAUGACACCGUUGGGACAAGCGAUGCGUCCGUGGACGACAAUGUGGCUGUAUGGCAAAGCGAAAGCAGCUCCAGCGAAUCGUCCAGCGAAUAUUCCGACUGGACCGCGGAUGCCGGAAUUAACCUUCAGCCCCCCAAAAGGCAGACGAGGCAGGCGGCGCGCAAGAUCUGUAGCAGCUCCGAAGACGAAAAUGCAAAAGAGACCAAAGGGCAGGAAGAGAAACGCAAGAAGCCCAAACAGACCCGGAAAAAGAAACCUAAUGGACGGCUUUCAAUGGAUGGUGAACCCACUGAGGAAUGGUUUGCACCCCACUGGAUACUGGAUACCAUACCCCGGCGCUCCCCUUUUGUCCCACAAAUGGGAGAUGAGGUAAUAUAUUUCAGGCAAGGGCAUGAAGCUUACGUGCGUGCCGUGAGGAAGGCGAAAAUCUACAGCGUUAACAUGCAGAAGCAACCGUGGAAUAGGAUGGAACUCAGGGAACAAGAAUUUGUGAAGAUUGUGGGGAUUAAGUACGAAGUUGGACCGCCUACACUUUGUUGCUUGAAGCUUGCUUUUCUUGAUCCAAUCUCAGGCAAAAUGACUGGUGAAUCAUUUUCCAUCAAGUACCAUGAUAUGCCAGAUGUUAUUGAUUUCCUUGUAUUACAUCAGUUUUACAAUGAAGCCAAAGAAAGGAACUGGCAGAUUGGGGACAGGUUUCGCAGCAUCAUCGAUGAUGCCUGGUGGUUUGGAAGCGUAGAGAGUCAGCAGCCGUUCCAGUCCGAAUAUCCCGAUAGUUCCUUCCAGUGCUACAGCGUCCACUGGGACAAUAAUGAGAGAGAGAAAAUGAGCCCCUGGGACAUGGAGCCGAUUCCGGAAGGAACAGCAUAUCCAGAGGAGGUUGGCGCCGGUGUUCCUGUUACCACCGAGGAGCUGGCAUCCCUGCUAUACAAGCCACAGGAAGGGGAAUGGGGGUCCCAUUCCCGAGACGAAGAGUGCGUGCGAGUUCUCCGGGGCAUCGAUCAGCUGCUCUCCUUAGAUAUUUCAAACCCAUUUGCUGUCCCAGUCGACCUUAGUGCCUAUCCUUUGUAUUGCACUGUUGUUGCUUAUCCAACGGACCUCACUACAAUAAGGAGAAGACUUGAAAACCGAUUUUACAGGAGAAUAUCCGCACUCAUGUGGGAGGUACGAUACAUCGAACACAACGCCAGGACUUUCAAUGAGCCCGAUAGUCCGAUUGUGAAGGCGGCCAAGAUUGUCACAGAUGUUUUGCUUCACUACAUUGGGGAUCAGAGCUGUAUGGAUAUUUUGGAGACCUAUAACAAAGUGAAAGCGGAAGACUUGAGCAGCACAGAGGAUGAAGAGGAGGUGGCAGAAGUAUACGCAGAUUCAGAUGGCCCAGGAACCUCAUCUGGAAAAAGAAGUGUAAAGCAUCAGGUGAAACGUCAGCUCUCCAAAGGAAGUGCAGAGGCCUGGAAAGAACAGUGCAAGCAGUUAUUAAGCCUGAUCUACGAACGUGAAGACUCCGAGCCCUUCCGACAACCCGUGGAUCUCUUUUCUUACCCCGAUUACCGAGACAUUGUGGACACGCCGAUGGACUUCAGCACUGUGAAGGAAACUCUAGAAGCGGGUAAUUACACAAAUCCCCUCGAAUUCUACAAAGAUGUCCGCUUGAUAUUCUGCAACUCCAAAGCGUACACACCUAAUAAAAAAUCAAGGAUCUACAGCAUGACACUCCGCUUAUCUGCCUUAUUUGAAAAUCACAUUAAAACCAUUAUUUCUGAGUACAAGUCGGCUGUGCAGUGUCAGAAGAGGCGGCGGUCACGGCCGCGGUACCGGAAACAACUCCGGAGUAGCAGCAGCUCUUCCUCCAGCAGCCGGCCAUCCAGCCCCAAAAGAAAACAAAAGCCGCUGAAGAUGCCGCCUAAAACAAACUCGAAUACCUCAUUGCCUUUAACUAGGACUAAUUCUUCAGUUUCAUCUCACGCCGGUGAACUCCUGUUUCCAGUUUCAGAUACUACUGAGGAACCGCACGGCUCAGCCACUGCAGAAGAGAUGGAAAGUCACCCGUCUUCCUCUGGCUCAAAUGUCCAGAAUCGGAAUGGAAAUGAUGUCGAACCUGGGAAAAAUAGGAUAGUCAGAAAUAAAGCCACACCGUUCAAGCAAGAUCAGCCUUCAGAUAAACCCCUGACAAACGGUGAUGGGAGAGAGCCCCGUGCGGCCAUCAAGCGAAAGCUGUCCAGUGCAUCGGAAGAUGAUGAACACACCGAUGAGGAAGAGGAGAAAAGAGAACAGAAAGAGAAGCCAAGGGUAUCCUCCUCAGAGAGUGGGGAUUCUCACUCAGGCUCCAGCUCUGAAAGCAGAGGUGGUUCCGAUUCGGACUCCGAGUCGAACUCAAGAACGGAUCAGGACUACAUCGAUGGCGACCAUGACUACAGCAAAGCUGCCCCAGUGAACCUGAGGAAGAAGCUUCGAAGGCGCCUCUCCAACGGACCGCGGAACUGGCAGGGUAGGGGAACGUCAAGGCGAGGCCGAUGGGGACGCUGGGGGAGGUGGAGCCGAGGCGGGCGGGGCGGCCGAGGAGGAAGAGGCUGCCCCCGAGGAAGAAGAGGCGGCCGGGGAGGAAGAAGAGGCCGAGGGAGGGGAGCCUCCAGAGCCAAGCGCCCGCGGAUCGCCGAUGACGAAUUUGAGAACCUUUUCGGCGGCCGCUUCAACGAGAACACGUUCGGCGGGCGAUUUAGUCGGCCGCCCCGGAUAAAAACUAGGAACGAGGGCAGGCGGACCGUUUUGUAUAACGACGAUUCAGACAAUGACACUUUUGUGCACACGGAGGAUCCCCUGAAUCUUGGUACUUCCCGGUCGGGCAGGGUACGGAAAAUGACCGAAAAGGCCAGAGUCAGCCACCUCAUGGGAUGGAACUAUUGACGAAAGGGGUAGCGACCGAACUGAACGAUGGUGUUAGGACUUCAAAGGUUUUUCUACUGCAGGGAUUUUUUGCCAGAAAAAAAAAUCUACUAAGCAAACUGUGGGGGGGGGGGGGAGGGACUCCACUCACAUCUUUCUGUGGUGCUUUUCCAUUUUUUUGCCCAUCUGGAUUUGUGUGUGUGUGUGUAUGUGUGUGUGUUCAAAGACUUCUGAUUGCCACCCAUUUUUGGUCAGAAGAAGCCUUACCCACAAUUUCUGUCAUCUGCAGGUGUGCGUCCCACACCUACACCUUGAGUUGGUCACAGGAAUGUGGCAUUUGAAUCAUGCUUUACGAAGUCUUUCAUGGGUUUUGUGUGCAUUAUAGGAACAGCACCUUUUUACAGAGUUUUUUAAGGCAGCGUUGGCCAUGAAUUCCUUACAUACCAUAAUAACUUUUGCACAACACACCGAUCCUAACGGCAGCUAUAAAAUGUUUACAGUUUCUCGAUUGUGUGCAGGAUCUGGAUUAUGUUGAUCUUCCCAGGCCAAACUUUUAUGAAUUUGUGACAAGUGGAAGCUUUCCAUAUUUAGAGUAUCCUGAUAUGCUUUCCCCACUUGGUUCUUAAUUCAUAAUUUUUUUAAAAAAAGAGAGAGGAGAGGAUUGGUGCCUUGUAAAUAUGUAGCAAACAUUUAAUGUGAGAUGUAUUAACGUUAUUGUAAAAAGAAUACUUGAGACCUACAGAUACCCAAACACACAGGUGCCAAAUGCAAAGGUUUUCUUCUCCUUUGCUUUCUGCCAUCCUCAUGUUUUUUUAACAUUGAUCAACACCUUUUCCCCAAAAAAUAUUUCCCUUCUAGUUCAGACUUGCAAAUAAUACUAACUGUACAGGGGGGAAAAGAUAUAUAUUGAUUUUUUCAGUAACAAGGCUGCAGUAGGUUAAAGGGCAGGAGUGAAAUCUCUCAAUAAGCUCCAAAAUAACUAUUUGUUGGCUUAACAAUUGACAAUCGUAUGUUUUUUGCAGAUUAGCUGGUUCGGAUAGUGAGCAGACUGUGCACACAUUCUAUCUCUGUUCUGACCCUUAAAAUUUCAACAGAUAAUGUCAAUACCAUUAUACUGUUGGCAUCUCCUGUGUGUGUGUGUGUGUGUGUGUGUGUGUCUGUGUGUGUGUGUGUGUGUGUGUGUGUGUGUUGUGCAUUCAACAGUCAUAACAUCUCAAGCUUUUUGGAAAGAAGACAUAUGCUCUCAUCCAGAGAGUGGUAGUUGGUAUGGGUGCUCCAGUACAUGGUGCUGAACCUCCCAGGUGCACCUCCAUUCCCCAGCUGGGCCACUGAGCUUUGCUGACUGGCUUCCUCCAUUGAACAGAGGGUUUGACGCACUUAUGAGUUUCUAGAUUGGAGUGGUAGCACGCGGUUGGAUAUUGAGAACAAAAAAAGCAUCACAUAGGGCUCUCGUAGUUUUUAUCACUACAUGAAGAUCUGUCACACAAUAAGGGAAAUCUCAAAACAGAAAAGCGUUUUCUUGCUUCUCAUGGCUGAGCUUUGAUUACAUUCUGAAUUGUACGAUUUUUUUUCCCUCUUAAAAUUGGGUGGGUUUUUUCUUUCUUUCUUUCUUUGGUUGCUUGUUUGCAAUUCACGGUAUGAAAUAUUGCAUAGGAGGUUUGAGGGAAUGAAGGGGGAAAGCCCAAAAGCCAAAAUUAAUUCAUCGGAGAAAUCACGUAUGAGUUUAUUUUCCUACUCUGCCCCAUAAACUUAUUUUCCACUUGGUCAGUAAGGUGGACAAACAUCCGCGAAAUGAAGUAGGCUCUUUAUUUAUGGUGUGCCAUUAAGAUGUACACACACGGCUUUGGUUCCAGAACUAAAAACAUUAAAAUCUGUCAAGGAAGGACAUGUGGCAGAUUGCUAAGGGUUGUCAAGGCCAAAAAAUGACAAAUGGCAUUGGUGAAUAAUAUACUGUAGAGUCGAGCAUUCAUGUACAGUUUAUUCAUAGAUGAAAUUCAGAGAGUCAUGUUUGCCGCACAUUGGCCAUGAUUUAGAGAGACGUUCUUCCCAUGGAAGGCCUGAGGGACUCAUGGAGCCUUCUCUGUCCCAACACGUACCAACACUUGGACCCACGCACGUAUGGAUUAGAAGGGUUUCUUGAAAUUAGUAGAACUGUCUUCGGAUGCAGGAAUCUCUGUAUUUGUGACCCUAAAAUGCUCUCGCUUGAGAUCAGAGUCAAGGAGUCUUCCAUUUCAAACGCCAGGUGUGCAUUUUAAAAGAGAGCAUCUUCUCUAGAUUCUCCCACCUGCUCCACCACGGCCAAAGAACAUAUGGUGCUUUCACUUCCAUGGUAUAAUCCACACAUAAGUAGUAUGGAGGCAAUUGGUGUUACUUUAGUGAUCUAAGGCCAUAUAAUGUUUGUCUGCCUGCUUUUUCCCGUUAUUGAAGUGUUAGUUGUUGCUUCAACAUGAGAAAUCUUUCCUUGGUGGUGGUGGGACCCAAAACUAUUACAUUUGUCUUAGUAACAGUUAAUUUAGAAUAUGGGUGGAAGAUUUACAGUGCUGCCUCUUAAAACAUAAUCUGAUACCUCAGCAAUCCAAGGCCUGAACCUAGUAAGCACCCUAUAUGUUUUUGGCGAUGCCAGUAUUAUCCCCUUGUAGGGCCAGAUUCAUUGCAAUUGGAUUUUGUGUUUAAGAUGAAUCAAUAACACACAUUUAGCCACUUCUGCAGAUUAAUUUUGUCUGUUUUCGGGGCAUUCAAGGUAUGACCAAGGAAAUUCCCAGUCUUAAAAAGAUUGAGCUGUGGGGGAGGAGAGAUGUAAACCAAGUUACUGUCCAGUGUACUCCCAUCCCCAUUUGUUGGCUUAACAAUUGACAGUGGGUCUCCUCUCUUUUGCUUCUCAGUUUAAUCUUUCCGUGACAUCUCUUCCCUUCUGUGCUUGAAUGCUUAAUGUCCUAAUCCCGUUGAAUCUUCCAUUUUGGUUUACUCCUUGAUUUCUGAACGCUGCUCCAAUCAUUCUCGGCCGGUUUUGUUCCAAUCUCUGCAGCUUCCUAGUCUUGUUAUUUUCUCCCACCCCAAAGCCUUGUGUUCUUGUUCUUGCUCUGCGAAGUUGUAGGCACCCUAAUAUUAAUACGGAAUGGUUCUCACUGGCAAUAAGCUAAUGACUCCAUUCCAUUGAUACCAAAUUCUUUCUACCAAUUGGUAGAAAGAAAACUGUAUUGGGUUUCAUUAGAGUUUGGCAAAUUUUAUGGCGUUCUCCCAGGAGGCCGGGGGAUCCAUCAUGAAUCUGGCUGAAAUGGGAAAUGUAAUGGUUCCAUUCCAUCUGAAUAUCCCAUCUUGCUUGGGGGUGACUCUCUCCACUCAUGGUGCUUCUGCCAUUUUGAGGCUCUAGGCUGCUUAUGCAAUUUGGCCCAUGUAUUUUGAGAAUGGUCUCUUUAAAAGGACAGGGUGGGAACCAGUAUAGUAUCACUAGAAAUUCAACAGGCCAUGGUCAAGAUGCAGGGCUUAUCCACCUGCUUAGAUGAUAAUUUAGCAUUUUGCAAUCUUUACAUGGCAAGUGAAUCUUGAGCUACUGUCAAAAAUCAUCCAAAGUGUGGCAGAGCAUCUUAAAUAUCAGACCAAAUCAGACUAAUUGCGCUCCCCCUCCCAUGUGCCACCCAAAAGUUUUCCCAUCAAGACACAAAGAAGCUGGGACAUUUUUUGCAUGCAUUCAUAAGACCCAUGACAGGUUUUCUCUGUUCCUUAGUGUCAUCCAGCACGGAUCUCCUCCCCAUGGGAAAUUAUAACAUUUUGGGUCGUUCGUAGGAACUAAACCUUCCGUUCUUCUUAAGAUGUAAACAAACCACCUGAACUUCUUGUUCUUUCUCUGUGCCCAAGUAGUUUUGAAUCUUAAAAUAGCAAUAGUUGCUGAGGAUCAAAGACCAAAAUGGUUCUAGCUGUUUCAUGGCAGGAACACAUCUGCCUGCCACAUCCUACAGGCUGUUGUUUGGCAACCUUUAAAACCUUGGUUCCAGGUCAUCUCUCAGUAUUAAUCCAAAUCAUGCAGAGGUGGGGCUUUUUUUUAAUGUACUCAUAAUAAAAUUGAGGAAUUUUGGUCAUAUUUGGGGACAAAAAGGGAGGGACUGGCAGAGGAAUAAUUCACCAGCUUUAUCUUCCAACUGCUUCCACUCGGUGUUUAUUGCCAUGUUAAUGCUUCUAAAGUUACGUGCAAUGAUUUCGUAACAGAUACUAUAAAAUGUCUCGAGGACUUGAUUUUUUGUAAAAACAACUAAGUAUUUAUUGGUGAAAGAGCCUCUGUUCAACAUCUGGAUGAUCAAAUAGAAUCUCUAGGAGAUUCAUAAGAGUUCUUGAGAGGUAUGUAUUGUAUGCGGCUGUGCAUUUAUAAGAGGUAGCUUUUCACAUAUUACUCCUCCGAAAUGUUUAUACUUCUUGGGGAAAAGGAUUUUAGAACGGUGAUCGCUGUCUGCAAUUUUUUAAGAAGUUACUUUUUUAAAAAAUAGGAGAUCAUUAAGGUACAAAAAGAAAACACUUGAAUAAAUAUGUUUAAUAUA
Molecule: messenger RNA, 9629 nt
Organism: Pogona vitticeps (central bearded dragon)
Lineage: Eukaryota; Metazoa; Chordata; Lepidosauria; Squamata; Agamidae
Source: RefSeq, a predicted model, not a curated record